Messenger RNA from Osmerus eperlanus (European smelt), 1361 nucleotides. RefSeq lists its product as uncharacterized. Bases 130 to 762 code for a protein of 210 amino acids. NCBI's taxonomy places the organism in Eukaryota, Metazoa, Chordata, Actinopteri, Osmeriformes, Osmeridae. The record is from RefSeq and is a predicted model, not a curated record. Gene Ontology annotation, molecular function: GTP binding; GTPase activity. Gene Ontology annotation, biological process: vesicle-mediated transport. The transcript has 6 exons.
AGCUCGCUGCUGUUUGCCCUUUGAAGGACGGAACAACCGAGCAGAGACCAAAGAUAAAACACCAGUCUUCUCUUGUUUUGUUUACUUUUUAUUAGUUGUGACCAUCUGUGGGAAGGGCAUCUCGUCGCCAUGACUCCAGAGUAUGACUACCUGUUCAAGCUGCUUCUGAUUGGAGACUCUGGCGUUGGCAAGUCCUGUCUGCUCCUGCGAUUCGCAGAUGACACGUACACUGAGAGUUACAUCAGCACCAUCGGGGUGGACUUCAAGAUCAGAACCAUUGAGAUGGAGGGCAAGACCGUGAAGAUGCAGAUCUGGGACACGGCUGGCCAGGAAAGGUUCCGCACCAUCACAUCCAGCUACUACAGAGGAGCCCAUGGCAUCAUCAUUGUUUAUGAUGUCACUGAUCAGGAGUCGUUCAACAACGUCAAGCAGUGGCUGGAGGAGAUCGAUCGCUACGCCUGCGAGAACGUCUCCAAGCUACUGGUGGGAAACAAGUGUGACCUCGCCUCCAAGAAGGUGGUGGACUGCGCUACAGCUCAGGAUUUUGCAGCGUCCAUCAAGGUUCCCUUCCUGGAAACGAGCGCAAAGAACGCCAACAACGUGGAGAGGUCCUUCCUCACCAUGGCCGCAGAGAUUCAGAAGAGACUGGGCAGCGAAGGGGUCCAGAACGAGGCGGUCAAGGCCAGCUCCAAGAUCAACAGCGCCCCCCUCUGGCCUGGAGGAGACAAACCCUCAGCACAGGAGGCCAACAACUGUUGCUAACGCCAUUCCAGACUAGUCUCCUCUUCCUUGUCUCUCUGUUCCAACUGCAUCUCUUCAGACAAGCAAGGGUAGAAGAUCUAUACAUGAAAUUUGAAAUCUGAAACUUGCAGCUCAGUGUAUUUUGUACCGUGAGUCAACUCUUAACUGAGAAGAGAGUGCAGACAGUUACAGAACUGAGGCUCAGGGAUAGGCCUACUUUAAAUUGCAGCUCAAUCCCUCGACUUAAAAAUUGUGACCACACUUAAAAAACUACCUAAAUAACAGAUACUAUUAACAAAAAGAUGUAUAGCUUUAAGUAAUAUUUCUGAGACUUAAUAUUGCCCUCCAGUAAUAAAUAUUACAACAAUCAAGUGGCAUCCAUAUGAGAAAGUGUCAUGCAUUUUCUCCAUUGUUUACCUUCGGAUGAGAGUGGAGGACCCAUAUAAUUGAUUUGUAUUCCGAUAUCAACACAUUGUAAAUGAUUGUGUUAUAGAUAACGUUUGUAAAACAUGUUGACAUUUUUCAUUCCACAAAAAGAUUAUCCAAACAGGUGCCUUUUGCGUUUAACACAUUUGAUCAAUGUUUGUUGUGUAAUCAUGAAUAAAUGUCAUAGUAGCCUA